AUGAAAAUUAUUAGUCUCAAGAAAGAUUUAAGUGAUGUUAUUAGAAUACUAUCGUAGCGACCGCGAAGCUUGAGUUAUUCUGACCGUCCAGUUUAAAUAUAAUUACAGACUACGACGAGUGGACUCUUAAAUGGCUUUGCGCACACAUCUUUAUUCGAUCGUUGUCUAAUGGAAUAUCAUGGUUGUAAUUGGGUAAAGAGAAGCACUGAGACUGUUAGCGUGCACGCGAAGCCCUAUCGCGCGAGCAACGACGCGCGAGCACGUCUGACCACCGCGAACGGUCAGUUAGUGUUUCGUUGUUCGAUGGCAGGAAGAAUACAACACGCGGAAAGAGGCAAAGAACAAACCAAAAGAGCAUGGUAAAACCUCUAUCUAUAAUUCAUACUUGAAAUGCAGUCUUCAUUAACCGUGUUGAAACUAUUGAAGAUUUCGUCUGUACUUUGCAUAGAGUCGAGUGAUCAUUAUUUGAGACAAAGAGCAUCAUUUACAGAUAAGGCGCAUUAUUAUGGAAGCUUAAAAUAUCUUCUCUGAGAGAGAGAGAGAGAGAGAGAGGUCAUAAAAAGACCAAUAAACUUUUGAAUCCUGCUAUUUUUAUAUAAGAAAAGUUCAUUGAACUUUUAAAGCAAGGAAAAUAGAAUUGCAAAGUUAUGGUAGAUUUUAACGGUUGAAUAAUUUAAAAUAAUUAAAAUUACGUGCAUGAUAUCUAACGUGAACAGAUAUUUAUAGGAACACAAUCUUCAAGCGUUAAAAAUGAUAAUGAUGAUUGUAAUAAUGAUACGCUUAACGUGAUUAAUUGUGCCAAUUAUAAGUAUCUCUAAAUAAUAUAAUUCGUUCAAUGCUGAGGUGAUACUAUAAUUUAUUCGUAUCACAUUAUUCUUAAACGAUUAUUGUUUUGUGUCAAAAACUUUACAUAAAUUUGAUGGAGGUUUUACUUAUGUCAGAAAAGAGUUUUCUGUCUUUACACGAAGUCGCCUUCGAAGCGAAUCCGAUGUGCGUAAUCGAUGAUUUGCAGAAGCUCUUUACUUUGGUAAAGGUCGCGUACGCUAUGUUGGUGAUCACCCUGCUGCUGAUGAUGUGGGCGUCCGUAGUGCGAAUGCACGAGCUACCAGUCCAAUAUCCGCCGUGUUUCUUUAAUCCGCUCUGCACUUGCUCGAAGGCCAUACCGGAUCUCGGCAUAGUGGCGUGCUACAAUGUGCCGAUGCCGCGAAUACCGCAGCCGAUUAAUUCAUCCAAAGUGUUCAUGCUGCAACUGGAGAACAAUGGGCUGAGGUUUCUGCACCCACAGUACCUCAUGAACACUGGUCUCUAUAAACUACAGAUUAAGCAUAAUCCCCUGGCGGACAUUCCCGAAGAAGCCUUUCUAGGUCUCGAGAGAUCACUAUGGGAGCUUGACUUGUCCUAUAAUCAACUCACAAGCGUACCGAGUAAAUCAUUUAGACAUUUACAAAAACUACGACUUCUCGAACUCACAGGCAAUAAGAUAUCUCGAAUUGUCUCGGAAAACUGGCGUGGUUUGGAAAACUCUCUUCAGACUCUACGUUUGGGAAGAAACGCAAUCGAAAAACUGCCAGCCGAUGCCUUCGUCGGCCUCACUUACUUGGAGAUCCUUGAUCUUCGAGAGAACAGCCUGAAGGAGAUCGAUCCUUCGGUGUUCAGAGACGGAAUGGCUCAUCUGACGCACCUUUAUCUGAAUGAUAAUCAGCUGACAUAUGUGCCGUACGCCCAAUUGUCCUUUUUGAAACGCAUGAAGGUCCUUGAUCUCAGUUACAACAGGAUAUCGAAGAUGCUGCAGGCCCAACAGGAACCGGAGAUCAGAGGUAUACAGAUGUCCCUGGAUGUGUUACAGCUGGACUAUAAUCAGAUCGAGACUCUCGUGUCUGGUGAUUUUCAACACUUCUUCAAAGUCAACCGCACAUAUCUCAGAGGCAAUCCUCUGACGACUAUUGAGGAGGGCACGUUCAGAGACUCGCGCAUUCGUGAGUUAUAUUUGAGCGACUGCGAUCUGCUGGAGAUCAGCUCACCCAACUUAGCCGGUUUGGAAUCGUCGCUUGAGCUAUUAGACGUAUCAGGAAAUAAUUUAACUAUGCUUCCUCAUCAUCUGUUCCAAGAGUUCGAUUUUCUGCGUACGCUCGUCUUCCGUGAGAAUCGUAUUGACACAUUUUCGCCAAUUGAAGUUUUUAAUGGCUUCCAAUAUUCUUUAUAUAAUUUGGACCUCAGCGGCAAGCAGAAUAGCAUGAUUUCUCUUCAAGAUCUACGACAAAUGAGAAAUCUGCGUUUUCUCUCGAUCUCCCGAAUGCCACAGGCGACAUUAUCGGCGAAUGAUUUCUUAGAAUUUGGUAUGGACAUCAAAGAAUUACGGAUAGUCAAUAGUAAUCUAAACACGAUCAAGGGUCAUACUUUCAUGCACGUUCGCGGAAUCAAGCACCUUGACUUUUCUGAGAAUUCGAUAUCGACGAUAGAUGAUGAGGCUUUCUCAGAGGUGGGCCAUUCUCUGUUGACGUUAAGGAUAUCUCACGGUCUCUCCUCCACAAUUUCUGAAAUACCAAAUCGGCCGUUUAAAUCGUUGACGAAUUUGCAGCAUCUUGAUUUCAGUAAUAACAAGAUACGAUCUUUACCUGCUACAUCUUUCCAUUUUUUGAAAAGAAUUAAACGCAUUGAGCUUCAGGAUAAUGAAAUUGACAACAUACCGAAGGGUACCUUUCAGGGUGACAUCCAUUCAACACUGGAAGAAGUCAAUUUUGCGUUUAAUCAAGUGAGGAAUUUGCAAACUCAUACAUUUGUUGAUCUGUCGGCCUUAAUGACGAUCAAUCUAGAGGACAACGCCAUCGAGAGGAUCGAAAGACGGGCUUUUAUGAAUAUGAACCGACUUAAGUACGUUAACUUGCGCGGCAACAAGAUUAGAGACAUCACCGAUGAAGCCUUCCAGAAUUUACCAGAUCUUGAGUUUCUUGAUCUCGCAUAUAAUGAUCUUAAUGAAUUUGACUUCGCCUCGUUCGAUCAAGUGGGGACAUUAUCGUCAUUUAAAGUCAACGUUAGUCACAAUGAAAUUUCAAGAUUGUGGGUAAAUAACACCAUUUUCGCAUCUCCGUCUGUCGUUGGCGGCAAUGUGCAGUCCAACAUUAGGGUUUUGGACUUGAGUUACAAUAAUAUUUCUGAUAUCGCAAGAUAUUAUUUCAAGCCGGUCGAGUACUCGCUUACUCAUCUAUAUCUGUCUAACAAUCAACUGAGGAAUAUCACCCAGGGUGUCUUUGGCAAUAUGCCUCACUUGCAAUGGCUCGACUUGAGACAUAACGAGCUGAUGGAGCCAGACUUUGACUGCUUCAAAAACACAAAAAACCUGCAAGUGUUAUUUCUCUCCUGGAACCAGAUUAUGGACAUCCCGGCGGAGACUAUGAGACCUCUGAAGAAACUGCGCAUCGUGGAUUUGUCUCAUAACAAGCUAAGAACACUGCCGGACAAUAUGUUCAUUGAUUCCAACAUAGAGAGUCUUGAUCUCUCACAUAAUCAAUUCACGAGGCUGCCUAUCAAGAGCAUGUCGGUGACUUCUAUCGCGAGAUUAGCAAAUCUGGACAUGUCCUGGAACGUCCUGUCGGGGAUCCACAGCACCGACACGAUAUUUAGACUUAGAGGUCUCGUGUGGUUAGACCUAUCGUAUAAUCGACUCGUUAGACUAGACGACGGUGUAUUUUCCGAUCUACCGUAUCUGGCUCAUCUCGACCUAAGUCACAACAAGCAACUCAUUCUGGAAAGCCGCGGAAGGACGUUCUACGGUUUGGAGGACACACUUCUGUAUCUGAGUCUGAGCAAUAUUUCUCUCUUAAGUGUUCCAGAGUUACCUCUGCGACGAUUGCAAACCUUAUAUCUGACACAUAACGAACUGGCAUCGAUUCCCCCGGAAAUGUCGUCGAAUCUGACAUCUCUUCACCAUUUAGAUUUAAGUUACAACGAUUUGACAGUGGUACCACUGAUCACUCACACAUUGCCAGAAUUAAAAACUUUCAACUUGGCGGACAAUCCUAUUACUACCAUUACAAAUACGAGUUUUCUGGGUGUGGCUGACAGUCUCGAAGAGCUCGACAUACGAAGACUCGCGCUGUCAGUCUUUGAGGCAGGUGCACUCUGCAAAGCCACCAAACUCCGCAAAUUGCACAUUACUGCAUACAAUGGUAUAAAGAACUUUAACUUUCCCAACAUGCUGAAAUACAAUGACGGCUUAAAACAUUUGCUCAUUGAUGUUCAGAAUGACACCAAUUUAGAGAAGGAAAUGAGAGGGAAAUUACCCUCCAAAUUGUACAACAUUACACUGACUGGUAGAGCUUUAAAGAAUAUACAUUCAGAGAUACUGCGCGGUAUGCAAAACCCCCAUCUUCAUUUCGGCUUGUACAAUACCAGCGUAACGACCGUGCCGCGAGAAAUAUUCAGAAAUGCGCAGCGUGUGCGCAACGUAACUGUGGAAAUUCGCAAUAGCGAUACUCGAACAGUACAUAAUCCAUCAUCCGGUUACAAGCCUGGAGUGCCGAGCGAGCGAUUCCUCAUGAAGCUUCGAUUAGCGGGCAGUCAUCUUAAUUGCGAUUGCGAUAUCGGGUGGAUAGAAGUAUGGCAGAGAAAGCACAGACAAUAUCAAGAGGACAGAUGUAUGUCUUACGACGAGUUCCAGAAUAACGAGCGAGAAGAAGGCGACGAAUUCAAUUGUUGGGACAACGGAUGGGACGAUGAUCUCCGCGAGACGUUCUGUCUGAACAAAAACAAUGUAUCGUUGUCGAAAUUGUUAAAAACGGAACUGGAAUGUGGAUGGGGCGCGGCGAGUUACAUCAAGCUGAACAGUAUCGUUUUCUUGGCGUUCUCGAUCGUCAUAACUGUCAUUUAUUAA
This is a messenger RNA of Temnothorax curvispinosus, 4870 nucleotides long. RefSeq names its product chaoptin (gene chp). The record is from RefSeq and is a predicted model, not a curated record. Bases 920 to 4870 code for a protein of 1316 amino acids. The transcript is spliced from 15 exons. Gene Ontology annotation, molecular function: protein binding. NCBI's taxonomy places the organism in Eukaryota, Metazoa, Arthropoda, Insecta, Hymenoptera, Formicidae.